AUGUUUCCUCGUGGAAUACCUGUAGAUUCGACACUUCACAUCCAAAAUGGAAACUUCAAGGCUUGUGGUGAGAUCACAGCAGCAAGCCUCGCCCAGGGUGGACCUGCACUCCGCUGUUUUGAUGCAACCGUGUAUUAUUUGUUGGUAAACCCAAGUAUAUCACUUCAGGAACUUAACUGUGAAACAAAUUUAACAGCAUCGGACAGAAUUCUAUUAGAUUCUAUUCUGGAGGAUGUAAUGAAGAACACCAACACCAUUAUUGACCACGGUUAUACAGGAAUAAUUGAUGAUUCCCACAUUGGCGAAAUUCGGCAGUCUAUUGUCGUCAGCAUUGUAACCAAGAGGUUAGUCUAUCUGAAUGAAUUCAUGCAUGGCCGGGCUUGAUUCGUAUGGGUUAAGAAAUAUUCUCCAAACCCACCCCAAUGUAUGCAAAGCUCUUUUUGUACAAGAUGAUCAUGACGAAAGUGCUGUUGAUGCUAAUUACCUGUUUUCAAUAAUGAAUCCAGAAUUUUCAGAAGCAGGAGCACACGAAAAAAAAUCGAAGAAUCGAUGAUGGAUUUCCUCCAGGAUUUCUUGUUUGGUCGGGAAGAUAAGCCAUGCGUUUCUGGUUACGCACAAGCACUUGCAACCAGUGACGAUGAUAGCGCAGGUGCCGAACGCGAACAGGAACAGCUAGUACUCUCUCCAGAAUGCACUGCUGCAGGAAUCAUGGGGUGGCUUACUGGCCAAAAACACAAACCUCUCGAUGAAGAACCGCUUACAGUCACGGUUAGAUUCAAUCAUGAUUGUGCUAUGCAUAAUCCAAACCAUCGCAUCUGCUAUCCAACAGUUAGAGCUUGUGCCAAAGAAAUUUCAUUUCCCGUCCCUCAUACGAAGACAGCUGAAGAGUUUAAUGAUGUUUUUAUGGUGGCUAUCUCCAAAGGACAGACUUUUGAAAAAGCAUGA
Messenger RNA from Paramuricea clavata, 945 nucleotides. The record is from the annotation of a GenBank genome assembly. Lineage: Eukaryota; Metazoa; Cnidaria; Anthozoa; Malacalcyonacea; Plexauridae.